Molecule: messenger RNA, 1701 nt
Organism: Onthophagus taurus
Lineage: Eukaryota; Metazoa; Arthropoda; Insecta; Coleoptera; Scarabaeidae
Product: dual oxidase maturation factor 1
Biological process (GO): protein transport
Cellular component (GO): endoplasmic reticulum membrane
Source: RefSeq, a predicted model, not a curated record
UCGGUUCACCUAAUGAUUCAGUCACUCGGCACAUUCCGAUUUCAUACAAGCAAAUUCGUUAUUGUGCCAUAAAUCAUUUUAAUAAAUCAAAAAUAUUAAUCUCAACUUUUGUGAUUACUUAAAAACUUUUAGUUUUUUAAUUGAUAGUGCUUAUCUUCCUGUUUACCAGAAAGAAAAGAGGAAGAUUGAAAUUUAAGUGUCGUUGAAUGAGGGUUUUUAAGAUAAAUUAAUCCAGUUGGUAAUUAAUUAAAGAGGAAAAUAUCAUGAAGGGUUGGUUUGAUGCCUUUAGAAGUAACGGUGGCCCCACUCUCUACAGUUUUAAUAAUCGAACGGCUGUAACCGGAGAUGUUACCCUUAUUACUUUCUUAUCAAUUUUUGUCACUUUAUACGUAGCGUUUUUAAUCAUUUUUCCAGGAAUACGAAAGCAGAGAUUUACGACAUUUCUCAGCGUUACCUUGAGUUUAUUCACCGGGACAACAAUUUUAGUGUCACUGUUCGGUUCUGAUUGGCACGUGGGCGAAAAUGCAAUCCACGCACAUUAUAGAGCGUUUUCGAAAGAUGAAUUGCGAGCCAAUUUGAAAGUCUUGGUAGGACUCCAACAUGUUAACGUAACACUUAGAGCGGAUAAUUCGAGUGUGGACAUAGAUUUUAACGAAAGAUUUUAUUUUUAUUCUUCAUGCCAAAUGUACGAUAGUUAUAAACAAGCUUUAUUUAAUGGGUUGCCAUAUCCUAUACUUACGGUUGCCGAAUAUUUUUUAACUGGACAAGAAGGGUUAUCUUGGGGCAUACAAUAUCGAACAGCUGGAUAUUUUGCCAUUAUUAUGUUAUGGACAUCAUUUGCUGCUUGGUUAUUAAUGAAUUUAAUGCUAAUAGUCGUCCCGAGAUAUGGCACAAUGUUAAUGAUCUUGUGCGGAAUUUUAUUGGUAUCGACCAACUGGGGUUACAUGAGCUUACUUCCAAAAACCCCGUUAGUUAAUCACAUUGAAAAUAGCACGAUACAAUUCAAUUUUGGUUGGUGUUUUUGGCUAGUUUUCAUCGCAGGUUGUCUUUGUUUAGCCGUUGGAAUUGUAAUCAGCGUAAUAGAACUUUUCUGCCCAAACAGCUUUUCAACAAUCCUCGAAGUCGAUUACGACACCCCAUAUGACCGUCACAUCAUAAUAGAAGAUAGCAAAGGGAAACGAUUUCAAAAGAAACGCAACAGCCAAGGGAAACUUGAAGAAUCUCAAUUUAGUUUGGGUUCGAGGAUUUUAAGAAGAUUAUCAUCAAAAGAUAAAGAUGAUCGAUCGAUCUACGAAAUUUCCGAACCUAAUCACAUAGAAAUGAAGAAUCCAAGAUCACCGUGGCGAUAUUCUUUAGAUCAUGUUGGUUACCCAAUUAACAAUGGGAUGUUUGAAAGGAGUUGUUCCCAUCGUUCUACGUCGACGGCCGAAUCCAAAGAUUUACCACAGCUUCAUAAGCAGCACACAAGAUUAAAUCCGAGUCAAGAUCGAAAUAAUUUUCCCAGCAUGUGGUAACAAAAAAUUCCAAAACGAUUACAUUUUAGUCCAAUUUAAUUAAUUUACCAUUUACGAUUUAAGUGAUUAUAUUUGUGAUAUAGCUUAUUAGAAGCGAGAGAAAUAAUUAACAGCAAGAUAAUAAAUUCUCUUGUUUUUUAUUAUUUUUAAACACCGCUUUUAUCGUUAAUUUAUUAUUUUUUUUGUU